Molecule: messenger RNA, 1623 nt
Organism: Acanthosepion pharaonis
Lineage: Eukaryota; Metazoa; Mollusca; Cephalopoda; Sepiida; Sepiidae
Source: the annotation of a GenBank genome assembly
AUGGCGGUUCAACAGAAACAAUGUUUUCUUAAGAAUAUAAAUGAUCCCCAAAAAAGCAUCCUGCUCAACAAGGAUCAGAUAAAUAUAGGUCGAGGAAGAAACAUGCAAGUAUGUUUGUUGUCUGUAAUGAUCUCUAAACACCAUGCAACGAUCAAAAGAAUAGAUGAAAAGUGGACAAUAACAGAUGAGAAUAGCAUGAAUGGAGUAUUUGUGAACCGGAAACAACUUGUACCCUCUGCACCUUGCCUAAUUAAUGAAGGAGACCUAAUUCAAAUAGGAAAAUCCAAGGAUCAACCAUUUUCUUACUUAUUCCAAAGCCGACUGGUCACAAAACACAAAGAAGGCAAAUUAAAGUUCAGCAAAAGUUUGUUGGCUUGUGAUAAUGAAAUUAUUUCUAAAGACGAUUACCAAAUUUUACCCUCUCAACACAAAGUGCCUUUUUCAGACUCUCAACCUUCACCUGUCCCAUCUUCUUCUGGUUGCUUCUUACCUAAACCAGAUUUAAAUUCAGACUGUAUACUAGCAGGUACAUUCAAGCGGAAAAGGGACUCUCCAAAGUCUCAGGUGUGUGAGGAUAGUCAACAGAAAAUCUUGGAAUAUGAGAAAAAAAUCCAAGAAAUGCAAAAACGCUUGAAAGCAAGUGAGCAGGCGUUACAGUAUGAAAAAGAGAUCUCUUCAAAGCAAGCACAUGUGAUAAAUGCUCUGAAUACUAAGAUGGAAUUUGCAAGAAAGGAACUCGAGGAAGUUCAGGAGUCAAAAAUAGUUGACAAGUUAUUAUUAGAAGAAGAAAUCCGUCACAAGUCAGAAAUUGCCUUGCAGGAGAAAGAAGAGAUGCUUUGGAAAACUCUAGAAGAAAAGAAAGCUGCUUUAGAAAAAGAAAUGGAAUCAAUAGAAGGGGAAUUGCGCAUGAAGGAUAUUGCCAAUCAAACUGAACUUGAUGAUUUACUGGCAUCAAAGAAACGCCUUGAGCAGAUUUUGACAAACAAAGAGGCAGAACAGAAACUCCUCGAAAAGCAAUUGGAGGAAGCAAAAGAAGCUAGCAAACAAGAGAAAGAAUCAGCUUUAAAGAUCAAACAAGAUGUGUUAUCAAACUUUGCUGAAUUGAUGGAGACUGAAUUACAGUGCAGUAUUUGCAGUGAGCUGUUUGUGCAGGCUACAAGUUUGAGUUGUACACAUUCUUUCUGUGCCUUCUGUCUUGAGGAAUGGAUGAAAAGAAAAAAGAAUUGUCCUGUGUGUCGUACUCCAGUCACUUCUAUGGCUCGUGCCAUUGUGCUUGAUUCCUAUAUUGAAAAGAUGGUCUCUUGUUUCAGUGAGGAGAUGAAAGAAAGGCGUGAACAAAUUAUCAAGGAAAGAAAAGAAUUAGCAAUGUCAAAAAACGAGAAGACUCCAUGGUAUAACCGAAGAAUCAUUCCACACAUAAACGCCGAGAUUCUAUAUCCCUCUAUGCUGACGAACCUUGAGAAUCAGAAUGUUUGGUAUGAGGAUCUAUCUGAAGAAAGCUUAUCAGAUGAAAGUUAUGAAAGCAUUGUCGAUGGUGUGUCUGGUUCAUACUUUGGAGGCUAUGGCAGAUGCUACCUCUGUGGUCAACGAGGCCACUGGGCAAAUGGUUGUCCAUUCCAGUAA